Messenger RNA from Balaenoptera musculus (blue whale), 956 nucleotides. RefSeq names its product chromosome 13 C2orf74 homolog (gene DEMA1). NCBI's taxonomy places the organism in Eukaryota, Metazoa, Chordata, Mammalia, Artiodactyla, Balaenopteridae. The record is from RefSeq and is a predicted model, not a curated record. Bases 1 to 846 code for a protein of 281 amino acids. The transcript is spliced from 5 exons.
AUGUUUUGCGGGGAGGGGAGAGUGGAGCCAACAUUACAGCUUCUUAUUGGGGAAAACAGUCCUCAGGCAUCCAGAACCGCCUUUCCAGGAUUCAGUUUAAAAACCCUGGGCAUUACCUCUAGAGCUUUCAAAAAGCCUCACAAAAUGCAGAAACGUGACUGGUGCAGCAUUCUUUUUGGAGUCGAUGGUAUCCUUCGGAAGGCAGGUUUAGGAGCAUGCGCACACAGAUUUUGUGUUGGAAGCAGGGGAGCAUGCGCAACAGAUGUACGGAGUCAGGCGAGACUUUUCCGAGCAUGCGUCGUCGGGUCUGGCGCCUGUCGCAGUGGUCAGAGACUCCUUGAGGAUUCCCGUCCCCACCGCCACCUUGCCCGGAUUCCAGGCUCGUGGCAGAAAGGCUGGUGUUCCCAAAGCAGGACAGAUGAAGAGACAGAAAAACGUCCUUGUAUAGAUGCUAAUGGAGGUGAAGAUUGUACAGCUGCUAAUACAGAGAUGAACAAUUCAGGAGACAAAGAAAAGACUCUUGUACCCACGAGACCUGGCAUUCUUGUCCAGAGACGGAGUAAAGCAGUGGUGGCCACACGCUUAGGAAAUGGAGGGGAUGUGAAAGAUGAAGAGGAGGACAAAAUAAAAGAGAAGCAAAAGGCUGAGAAUGCUGGAGAAAAUGGUCAAGAGAACGACUGUUUGCAAAAACCACCCAUACCUGUCACUGGAAGUCCUUCAGUUGUUGAUAACCAUAAAAGACCUUUAAAAGGAGUGACAUUUUCUAGGGAGGUAAUUGUUGUGGACCUUGGAAAGGACAAUCCUAUAGCUCGAAGCUAUACUCGAUUACAUAAAGAGAGAAAAUGAAGCUCAAAAAAGGCUGAGAGUGAAAGAGAUGCAACCUUAGACUAACAAUGAAAUGACUGGGGGUACAAAAUCAUGUUGAAACAGCAAAAUAAUGGGGAAUUAAGUAAAUA